CCGAAACGGGAAGUACAAGAAUUCUACUUUCCGACAGAAGAUUUAUCCAGGCUCCGGCGAUAAAGAGGAGAAGCAGGAGAUAAAACCUAUGACGACAGUCAGUCUCCGCAAGCAAAACACGAGGCUCCCACCAGAAGUAAACCGCGUGCUGUACGUCCGCAACCUCCCCUUCAACAUAACGAGCGAGGAGAUGUACGACAUCUUCGGCAAGUACGGCGCGAUCCGCCAGAUUCGGAUCGGCUGCAACAAGGACACGAAAGGCACGGCCUUCGUCGUCUACGAGGACAUCUACGACGCGAAACAAGCCGUGGACCAUCUCUCCGGGUUCAACGUCGCGAACCGGUACCUGAUCGUGCUCUACUACCAGCACGCGAAGAUGAGCAAGAAGUUCGACCAGAAGAAGAACGAGGAAGAGGUCGCCAAGUUGCAGGAGAAGUACGGUGUCUCCACCAAAGAUAAGUAAACACGUGUGUACUCGAUUCGAUUCUGCGAUUUAGGGUUUCAAUUGGGGAAAAAAAAAUCGAACCUUUUUUGCUUAAUCUUGGCAUGUAUGUUGAACCAAUCAAUGAAAAAUACCCUUUUGAGUUCCAA
This is a messenger RNA of Brassica oleracea var. oleracea, 591 nucleotides long. RefSeq names its product splicing factor 3B subunit 6-like protein. The record is from RefSeq and is a predicted model, not a curated record. NCBI's taxonomy places the organism in Eukaryota, Viridiplantae, Streptophyta, Magnoliopsida, Brassicales, Brassicaceae. The coding region runs from base 89 to 463 and encodes 124 amino acids. Gene Ontology annotation, biological process: mRNA splicing, via spliceosome. Gene Ontology annotation, cellular component: precatalytic spliceosome; U2 snRNP; catalytic step 2 spliceosome. Gene Ontology annotation, molecular function: RNA binding. The transcript has a single exon.